Molecule: messenger RNA, 1540 nt
Organism: Solanum verrucosum
Lineage: Eukaryota; Viridiplantae; Streptophyta; Magnoliopsida; Solanales; Solanaceae
Product: cytochrome P450 81C13-like
Exons: 3
Coding region: 8-1540 (510 amino acids)
Molecular function (GO): oxidoreductase activity, acting on paired donors, with incorporation or reduction of molecular oxygen; monooxygenase activity; iron ion binding
Source: RefSeq, a predicted model, not a curated record
UUCAACAAUGGAGAACCAAUAUAACUACUAUCUUACAAUCUUUCUUGUUCUAAUUUUUCCAUUUUUUUACAAAUAUUUCUUCAAUUCUAGAAGAAAUAAUCUACCACCUAGUCCACUUGCAUUUCCAAUUAUAGGCCAUCUUUACCUUUUGAAAAACAAACCAUUGUCGACACUAACCUCAUUAUCAGCAAAAUAUGGUCCUGUUUUGUAUCUUAGGUAUGGCUCUAUGCCUGUACUUAUUGUCUCGUCGCCAUCUGCAGUCGAAGAAUGUUUCACCAAAAACGAUAUCAUUUUUGCAAAUCGACCACGUACCAUGGCAGGAGACUGGUUGACAUUCAACUAUACGGCCUAUAUUUGGGCUCCUUAUGGACAAUUAUGGAAAAAUCUUCGAAGGUUGACAGUUAUGGAGCUUUUAUCAUCAAACAGCCUACAAAAAACGUCCAAUGUCCGGGAUCAAGAAGUUGUUAACUUUACGCGUUCAUUAUUCAAAUUUUGUAAUGGUAGAAGCAGAAAUGUGGAUUUGACAAACUGGAUUUGUACUUUUAGUUUCAACCUUAUGAACAAAAUUGUCGCGGGGAGACAUUUAGUGAGUGAGGAAGACGCUGGUAUGGGAAAGGGGAUAGCGAUGAUCGAAAGACUAAAGGGGAUUUUCAUUGUAGAUUUACCAGUGUUGAAUAUGUGUGACUUCUUGCCACUUUUGAGGUGGAUUGGUUAUAAGGGGAUGGAAAAGAAAAUGAGUUUAGUGCAUAAUCAGAGAAAUGAAUUCUUGAACAAUUUGCUACAGGAAUUUAGACAGGAGAAAGUUAGUGUUGGAAACAGGGAGAAACAGAACACAUUGAUUGGAACUCUGUUGUCUCUUCAAGAAUCUGAGCCUGAAUUCUACACAGAAGAUGUAAUCAAAAGUAUUAUGCUGGUCAUAUUUAUUGCUGGAACAGAUACCUCGUCAACAUCCCUCCAAUGGGCGAUGCGACUUCUUUUAGCUCAUCCUGAGGCAUUGCAUAAGCUGAGGGCUGAGAUUGAUAGCCAAGUAGGGAACGAGCAUUUGCUAAACGAAUCUGAUCUCACUAAACUUCCUUAUUUGCAUAGUGUUAUCAAUGAGACGCUAAGAUUAUACCCUCCCGUACCACUUCUAUUGCCUCACUACUCAUCAGAGGAUUGUACUGUUGGUGGCUACAAUGUACCAAAACAUACGAUCCUACUGGUUAACAUUUGGGCCAUUCAAAGGGAUCCCGAAGUAUGGAAGGAGCCUAACGAGUUCAAACCAGAGAGGUUUGAGGCAAUGGAAGGGGAAAAAGAAGGAUUCAACUAUAAACUUAUACCAUUUGGAAUGGGGAGAAGAUCAUGUCCUGGAGCUACUAUGGGCACGCGUGCUAUUUCAUUGGCGCUUGGUGCACUUAUUCAAUGCUUUGAUUGGCAAAGUGCAGGAGAGGAAAAUUUGGAGUUAAGCUACAAUUCAAGAAUCAACAUUCAGAAAAUUAAGUCCUUGGAGGCUAUUUGCACUCCGCGUUCCAACUUCGUGCAGCUUCUCUCCCAGCUUUGA